Molecule: messenger RNA, 3668 nt
Organism: Cherax quadricarinatus
Lineage: Eukaryota; Metazoa; Arthropoda; Malacostraca; Decapoda; Parastacidae
Source: RefSeq, a predicted model, not a curated record
AGCGUGGGUCGUGAGGAGCAGCAGACAUUGUUGUUACUGUUUCCAUAACUCUUACUCCUUAUAUUCUCUUGUAUUACUCUUAUACUCGCUCCUCCUCUUAUCUACUCUCACUCUCUGUCUACCUGGAUCAUCUACGCGUCUACCUGAGGAUAUAUAAUAGUUAUAUAAGUUAUAUUACAGGAUUCUAUGUAUAUACCUGGAGGUUAUUCCGGGGAUCAACGCCCCCGCGGCCCGGUCCAUGACCAGGCCUCCCGAUGGAUCAGGGCCUGAUCAACUAGGCUGUUACUGCUGGCCGCACGCAGUCCAACAUACGAGCCACAGCCCGGCUGAUCCGGCACUGACUUUAGGAUGCCAGGAUAUUAUGACAAAGGAGAGUAUGACUCAAGAGUCGGUGGUGGUGGUAACAGCAAUCGUUACAGAGGAAGAGGCCGAGGGCAUGGCAACUAUAGCUGGGGAAGCAGCAGAGGUAGCAGCACUAGUGGAGGUGGUGGGAGGGAUUACAACCAUGGUGGUAGCAACUACAACAGUGGGAGAUAUCGUGGAGGUGGAGGACAUGGUGCUUCUGGAGGCUACAGAGAGUCUGGGGGACAUGACAGAUACGGGGAUACCAGAAGGUCGAGUGCACAAAUGGAAGUAUGGGACGACAUGGGAUCCAGGGAGACAUCCGGUGGUGGUGGUGGUUAUUCAUCUCGCAUGUCCAAUGCUGGUGCAUCCGGUGGGAUGGGUGGAGGGGGCACAUCAGAUCUGAUUGGCUCCCUCAGCCAACUAAGUCAAAUGGGAAGCGAUAGAUCAAAGCUGGCCAUGAAUAUCUUAAAUGCUGUUUUGUCUACAGAUUCAUCAGUGGCUGAGAGCCAUGAUAGUUGGGAAAAUGGUCCACCCAGGAAGAUGAGACGUAUGGAUUGGGAUGGAAUGCAUCCACCACCUGCGCGCAGGUAUCCCUCGCGUGUCCGUCGCUACAGCCCUCGGCGGACCUGGGUACCCCGUGGCCGAGGUGGCCGCCCCUACUUCCCCGCUGAACAGCAUGCUGGGAAUGAGUACCAGUCCAGGAAGGUGGCAAGGGCCCGGCGUGGUAAGCCCUGGCAUGAUACCAGGAAUAGUAAGGGCCCUGCCAAGGACCAGAAGGUGAAGGAUGAGGGAAAAUCAUCUGAUGACCCAGAGGGGGACACUGCUGAUGCAGAGGAUGCAGCUGAUGCCAGCCAGAGUGAGACUGAGAAGGUGGUAAAGGCAAAGGUAGAUGAAGCAACUGGUGAGGAAGCAGAGGGUGAUGAAGAUGAUGAUACAGAGAAGAAAGAUAAGGAAAAACAGUGUGAUGAUGAGAUCACUUGGCUACCCAGGGAGGCUCUCCGCUGCCACAUGUGCAACCUCAACAAGUUCCCCGACUUGAAGGCAUAUUUGCGGCACCUGGAAAGCAAAAAGCAUGAAAAUAUGAAAUAUUCAUUCCAUGCCAAGGGUGCUGCCAUUCUGCAUUUCCUGAGGGCCGAGUCUAAGUUAGCCUCACAGCGGAGAAUGUUGAAGAGUCAGAGACGGGGUAUUAAGGGCCCUGUGAUGCGCUGCCGCAAGUGUCAGUGUGAUGUCUUUGGUUACAUCAGAGAACACGCCAAGACUGUAGAGCACAUUGCAUUGAGGAACUACCUCCGAGUUGACUGCUGUAACAACACAUACUUCAACAGGGCAGAUCUGGAAGAACACAGACUCUCUCUUGUCCACCUUAAGAAUCAGCUGGAACAGAAACAAAAACAGAAACAGAUGGAAGAUGAGGAGGAGGAGGAGGAGAAGACAGAUGACAUUGGUGUUCCCGAGGAUGAGGAAGGGAAAUUAUUUGCUAAAGCUAUAGCUCAGUUGAAGAAAAGUCCAGCUGCAGUAGUGACGAACCCAGAAACUCUGAUGCCUUAUGACCCCUCCAUAUCUCAAGGUUUAAACUUCAUUCAGAUGAAGUCGCACUACAGGUGUGAAGUUUGCCCUCAGGCUCGUUUGCAGAGCGCUAAAAAAACUGAGAGUCACUUUAAAUCCUUGGAACAUUACAAUAACUUGAAGAGUCAUCUUAACAAACUUGAGGAGGAGAAAGAGCUUAAGAAAAAGAGGCUUGAAGAAGAAGCUGCAAAGGCAGAGCUAGAGAAAAAGAAACAAGAUGAAGCAAAGAAGAAGAAUGGGGAACAGGAUGAAGGGGAGGAGAUCAGUUUCGAGGACAUGCACAACAUGGAAACAGUAGAUGAAGCAUCAGAUGAUGGAGAUAUGGAAACUGGUGGCAAAGUUAAUCAUGGAGCAGCCGAUGAUGAAGAUGAAAUACUGAGUGGUGAGGAUUUUGAUGAUGAUGAUGAUGAUAUGGGAGAAGGUGGCGAUGAUGAGGAUGAGGCUGAGGAGGAAGGUGAAGGUGAAGAGGAUGCAGAAGACAUUGAAGAGGAGCAUGAGCAUCCAGAAAGCUGUGAUGAUGAUAAGAAUGAGGCCUCAGCAUCUGUAACAAAUCAUCCCAAACAAGAAGUUAAGUCUGAACCUAAAGAGGAAGAAGAUAUUACCAUGAAGGAAGAACUAAUAAAGAAAGAUGAAACUGAAACCAAGUUAGAAUCUGAAACUAAAGAAGGGGUGAAGGUGCAGGAGCCAACAGUGAAGGAGGAAGACAUGCCCAGCCAGACCAAAGUUAAGAUUGAAGUGGCUACUCCCCGUGGCAGGAGAGGUAGAGGGAGGGGCCGGGGACGAGCUGCCAGGAACUAAGUCAUGGCUCUCUCUCCUUAAUGUAGACUUGUUUACAAUAAUUACAGUCAGUAAUAUGUUAAAAAACAAUUACUGGAAAGUGAAUUUUAAGGAUAGCAUUUAAAAUAGAAAAAAUUUGCAAAUCUGGGGAGGGGAAACUGGUUUGUUCAAAAUCGUGAAGUUGAUCACCAGUUGUCUUGCCAGUAAUUUUUUUUUUCUUUUUUUUCACUUGUAAUUUUUGUGUUGACAGGGCAUAAAAAAAGCAGCUUAAUCUGGCAGGUGUAAGUCAGUCUAAUAAAUCUAGUUGUUUGUGUGGUCCUGCAGUUUGUAUAGUCCAACUAGUGGUGUUAAUUUCAUAAUAAAUGCCUAUUACGUGUUAUGUAUGUUACAAAUGUACCAGUACAUUUUCAAGAAUUUGCUCAACUCAAAAACAGCAGUUUAGGACAACUGGAAUUGCUGUUUGCACUAGAGGAUAAUGUACUAAGAGGACAGUUAUUCUUGUUGCCUCUUGUGCAAUAAUCCAAGAGUAGAAAUUUUUAUCAUAAUUGAAGGCAUUCAGUUAAUUGAUGCAACAGAAAUCUUAUGUAUCGAGUUUGUAAUUAUCUCUGUGGGGGGCGAUGAUACUCCAAGGUGGAGAUAUGACUAAAGGUUGUUAGUAAUGACUGCAAGUUAAUUGUGUAUGAUUGCAGUAGUUAUAAAACUAAUUUUACACAAGCAAAAUUUUUUUUUUUUACAAAUAUUGAUGCAGUUUUGAAAUCAAAUUUGUAAUUUACAUGUAUAAAUAUGAAAUGAUUGUAGUAAACCUUUAUUUUGGACUUGAAUGUCCAGUGUCUCAGUCUUUAGGUUUAGGUCAGUAUCUUAAGGUUCUAAACCAUUGUCAUACUCUUAAGUUUUUUUUUCUGUAUGUCAGAUUAUAUUCUGUAUUUUAUUGACUGGUAAAUCCUAAUGAGAUUGAAAUAAAAGUUUCCAGUAUUUGAAAA